AUGUUGGCAUGGCAAGUGUUAGCAAGUUUGUUAUAUUUUUUGUUGAUUUUACAAAACUGUGGCCGAGCACGCAGCAGUCGUCAGGCCAAGGAGCAGCCACAGCCAACAGCAGAGCAGAGGCGUGAUGGAUUAGCAAAGUUCGAGUUUAGCGCGGCAAAGGACACAACAGCAACAACAAUUUUAAAUUUCGCACACAUUUAUGAAACUUUGUGCGCACAACUGGGCAGCAGUAGGCGUGGCAAGCGGCAGCAGGAGCAAGUGGUGCUCAUAACAACGCGGCGACCGUUACGCAUUGCACAACAAUUGCAGCAGGAUCUGCAGGAGCUGCUGCAGCACACGACUACAGUGAAGCCUUUCAACUUGGCUGAGCAGUUAAGGCUGCAGCAAUUGGAGCAGCUGCAGCAGACGCAGCGACUGAAUGUGAGCUACGAGCCGCUGAAGCAGUUGGAGCCGCAGCUGCUGCAGCUGGAGCAGCAAACAAGCAGCCCCAAACCCUUUGAGCUUAUCAAGCAGCUGGACAAGGAGCUGCAGCAACAACAGGCGGCAAGCUUUGAAGAGCCAGAUCAGUCCAAAGCGGCGGAUGAGCCUGAGGAGUCCACACGCGCCAAGGGCAGCAAUAAGCGCAAACGUAAGCGCAUUCAACGUCGACGUAAGCGCAUACGCAAGCGACGUAAGCGCAAACGUAAGCGCGGCAAGAAGAAGCGCAAAAAGAAAAAACAAAAGGGCGACAAAAAGAAAAAGAAACGCAAGCGACGCAAGCAAACAACAAAGCCUCAGAGUCUAGGACAACCUGCUCAUCUGAUCUUUGCUAAUCCUACAAAGCAGCCGCAUCACUAUGCAGCGCAUGCGGCAACACCGCAGCAACAGUUGCUGCUGCAGCUGCAAACCACCAAGCGCCCCGCCACGCCCACCAGCCCCGCCCCAUUUAGCAAAAUCAAAUACUUGCUACGUCACAAUGCCUACUUCAAGAAGAAGAAGAAAGAGUGGUUUCAUCAUAUGGGCCAUGUGCUUUAUCCUUUUGUCAAGUUCGUUGCUUUCUUCACUGUGCUCAAUCCUUUUACUUUGGGCGUCUUUCUCUUUACGCUCAUCUCGCCUGCAGUGUUUGGUUUCAUUGGCUUUGUUGCCUUGAGUGUGCUGGUCAAGCCUUUUCUUCACCUAAUCUUUGGUGUUAAGCAUAGCGUAGCCGCCAUCGAGUACAAGCGCCGUUUGGCCAACAAACGCGCCGAGCAGCUGAAGCUCAAUCUGCGUCCGGUCACCAUACACAAGCAUUACUAUCAACAGCGUCCGCUUGGCCAUGCGACGCCGCCAAGACAUCUGCGUCCUGUUGCCAAUUGGCGGCGACAGGAGGCGCCAGCUGCAGCACCAAAUCCGAAUUCGCAUAGAGCGCUAAGACCUGAACAGAUAAGAGCGGAGCUGGCUGAUAUUUAACUUU
Messenger RNA from Drosophila busckii, 1432 nucleotides. RefSeq lists its product as uncharacterized. The transcript has a single exon. The coding region runs from base 1 to 1428 and encodes 475 amino acids. The record is from RefSeq and is a predicted model, not a curated record. Lineage: Eukaryota; Metazoa; Arthropoda; Insecta; Diptera; Drosophilidae.